Molecule: messenger RNA, 1021 nt
Organism: Condylura cristata (star-nosed mole)
Lineage: Eukaryota; Metazoa; Chordata; Mammalia; Eulipotyphla; Talpidae
Gene: CD1D
Product: CD1d molecule
Exons: 6
Coding region: 1-1014 (337 amino acids)
Biological process (GO): immune response; positive regulation of T cell mediated cytotoxicity; antigen processing and presentation, exogenous lipid antigen via MHC class Ib
Cellular component (GO): external side of plasma membrane
Molecular function (GO): lipopeptide binding; exogenous lipid antigen binding; endogenous lipid antigen binding
Source: RefSeq, a predicted model, not a curated record
AUGGGCCCCCUGCCUCUGCUGCUGCUCUGGGGACUCCCCCAGAUCUGGGGAAGUUCUGAGGCCCCACAGAGCGCGUUUCCCCUCCGCUGGCUCCAGAUCUCCUCUUUCACCAACCGAAGCUGGUCGCGCACAGAUUGUUCGACGUGGCUGGGGGAGAUGCAGAUACACACGUGGAACCAUGACUCAGACACCCUCCACUUCCUGAAGCCCUGGGCCAGGGCCGCGUUCACGGACCAGCAGUGGGAAAAGCUGCAGCAUCUAUAUGUGGUUUAUCGAAGUAGCUUCUCCAGUGACAUGCAGGAGUUUGCCAAAAUGGUGCAAGUAGACUAUCCCUUUGAGAUCCAGCUGUCCGGUGGAUGUGAGGUGCAUCCUGGAAGCAGCCCGGAAAGUUCCGUCCAUGUAGCAUUUCAAGGAAGCGACCUCGUGAGUUUCCGAGGAACCGCUUGGUUGGCAGCCCCAGAGGCCCCACAGUGGGUGGCAAGGAUCCUCCAAGUGCUCAACCAUGACCUCGGGACCAGGGCGACAGUCCAGUGGCUCCUCAAUGACACCUGCCCUCAGUUUACCAGAGGGGUCCUUGAGGCCGGGAAGUCAGAGCUGGAGAAGCAAGUGAAGCCUGAAGCCUGGCUGACAGCGGCCCCCAUCCCUGGAUCAGACCACCUGCUGCUGGUGUGCCAUGUGUCAGGAUUCUACCCAAAGCCAGCACAGGCCAGGUGGAUGCUGGGAGAGCAGGAACAGCCAGGAAUGCAGCAAGGGGACACCCUGCCCAACACAGACGGGACAUGGUAUCUGCGAGUCACCCUGGACGUGGCAGCUAGGCAGGCGGCCGGACUGACUUGUCACGUGAAGCACAGCAGUCUUGGAGACCAGGACAUCAUCCUCCACUGGGAGGGGAGACACACCUCGGUGGGUUCCAUCACCUUGGCAGUUUUGGGGUUGCUGCUGUUGCUCCUUCUGAUUGGUGGAGGCUUAGCCUUCUGGCUUAGGAAUCGCUGUUCCUACCAAGACCUCCUGUGACUUUUCC